AUGAAAUCUAUCAAAGUUUUCGUGCUCGACGAGUGUUCGUGUAGUUUCGUAUUGCGACGCGGCUCGCGUGUUGCUGGCGACGAGGUCGUGACGGCGCGGUCGCGGCGGCACUGUCCGCGGGCCCACAUUGCCACGACCGGCUCCCGCGGAGUCCCGUCGUCUCACACCAGGCCGCGAGGAGGGCCUCUGCGCGCGCACCGCGGCCUCCCGGCCAAUGGCGCCGCGAGGGAGGGACCGCGCUUAAGACGCGCGGAAGUAUAUGCGGAGGCCUAUGUACAGUGA
Molecule: messenger RNA, 282 nt
Organism: Leptosia nina
Lineage: Eukaryota; Metazoa; Arthropoda; Insecta; Lepidoptera; Pieridae
Source: the annotation of a GenBank genome assembly